Messenger RNA from Hermetia illucens (black soldier fly), 1899 nucleotides. RefSeq names its product glutactin-like. The record is from RefSeq and is a predicted model, not a curated record. NCBI's taxonomy places the organism in Eukaryota, Metazoa, Arthropoda, Insecta, Diptera, Stratiomyidae. The coding region runs from base 43 to 1827 and encodes 594 amino acids. The transcript has 6 exons.
AUUUUAAAUUUUCAGUUUCGAAAGAGUUUGCGAAUUAGAAAGAUGAUCGCGACCAAAAUAGGAGUAGUUUUCGCGAUUCUAGCGGUUCUCUGCUGCAUUAAAUCUUCGGUGCAGUUGGAUCGGAAACGGAUGAUCGUUGCAGAUAUUCCGGGCGUAGGAAAAGUGAAAGGACGACGUAUCGAGACGGCAUGGAGUGGAAAGAAUAUAUUUCAAUUUUUCGAUAUAAAAUAUGCGGAAUCGCCGAGUGGUGAAAGGAGGUUCAAGGCUCCAGUGCCAGCCAAACCAUGGAACGACGUUCGAAGUGCAUUCACUCCAAGGAAAGGUUGUCCAUCUUUACAGGCUUUAGAAUUUGUGCGAAAGAACGAAGCAAAACGGGAUGUCGAAGAUUGUCUGUUUCUGACUAUCAGCACCAAAAACUUGACGCAAAGUAAACCAGUCAUGGUUUACUUGCACGGUGAAUUCCUCUACGAAGGGACAACCCUCGAAGCUUCACCAGAAUAUUUACUCGAAAAAAAUGUAGUGCUUGUGGCGGUUCGGUAUCGAUUGGCUCCAUUUGGUUUCCUCUCAACUAAAACUGAAGCUCUACCAGGAAAUGCAGCACUUAUGGAUGUGAUCCUUGCUUUGGAAUGGGUCCAGAAAUAUAUUAAAUAUUUUGGUGGUGAUCCAAACAGUGUAACUCUCUUCGGUCAAGUUGGCGGAGCAGCGAUGGCUAAUGUGCUAACGAUGAGUCCAAAGGUAUCACCAAAUCUUUUCCAUCGUGUAAUUUACCAAUCUGGAUCAGCAUUGACACCAGCAUUUACAACCGAACACCCUCUGAAGUACAGUAAGGAUAUUGGUAGGAUCGCUGGUUGUAAUUCAGAUGAUAUCGACAAGCUGAAUCGAUGCUUCAUGAGAAUGAACUCAACGACACUUCUGGAAGCAUUUGCCAUUCACGGAAAUUUGAAUUCAGCUAAAGGCAUCGGAAGUUAUGGUGGAUUGCAAUUUACAGUUGGAGGACCCAGUGGCAUUCUGCCUGAACAUCCUGGGAAACUUGUACAACAGAAGAAAAUAAGAUAUUUGCCUACCAUGGGUGGUGUUGUGAAGAAUGCUGGCACCUUCUUGCUUAAAGAAAUCUUCGAGGACAACUUCAAUGGUACUAUUCCAGAUGACAAAUUCAAUGCUGACAAAUAUAUAAGCCAUAUUAUUAAACAAACGAAUGGUGACGACCCCACGGGAGCAUGGAAGAAUUUCGCAGAGGCUGAUUUCUUCACCGAGAAAGAACUCAAGGACGGAACAUUCAAAUCCAUGAUCCCUGGAUUAAUUGAUAUGUGUGGUACGAUUGCUUUCAAAAAUCCAGUGCUCCUAGCCCUAAAAGCCAACGCUGAAAAACUGCCAAACAGUACAUACCUCUAUUCAUUCAACUAUGAAGGCGAAUACAAUCGUUACACCAGCGAGGAAGAUUUCGAUACUGAUCUACCAUUCCACUUGGGAGUUUCACUGACCGAUGAAAACAUAUAUCUUUUCCCAUGGCCACAACAUGUCGCGUACCUGAAUAACUACGAUACAAAAAUUGCCAAACGAAUGAUUUCAUUGUGGACUUCAUUUGCUACGAAAGGCGUCCCGCGAGCAACGAAAAUCAAAAAUUGGCCACCAAUGACUGGUGAAACUGGACCAUACCUACGUAUCGACAACUCAUCAACAAUCGAGGCUAAUUUCGUAAAGGAAUACUCAAUAACCGGACAGGAUUCGCAUAACGGAGAUUCACUUGUUGAUGAAGAAUAUUUCCAAAGUUUGACGCAGAAUGAAGAGGAGGAUGAUGAGUUGGAAGAUGAUGAUGAUAAACAGUAGGUUAAGGUGGCUUGUUGAGAGUAAAGCCAUGAUUUGAAAAUCUAAUAUCGAUCUAAUAAUAAAAAAGUAUUU